Messenger RNA from Rattus rattus (black rat), 1615 nucleotides. It is a transcript of the gene Smyd2, whose product is annotated as SET and MYND domain containing 2. The transcript has 12 exons. NCBI's taxonomy places the organism in Eukaryota, Metazoa, Chordata, Mammalia, Rodentia, Muridae. Bases 24 to 1325 code for a protein of 433 amino acids. The record is from RefSeq and is a predicted model, not a curated record. Gene Ontology annotation, cellular component: nucleus. Gene Ontology annotation, molecular function: histone methyltransferase activity; protein binding; protein-lysine N-methyltransferase activity.
CGCGCAGCCGCAGCGCUGCCAGCAUGCGCGCCGAGGCCCGCGGCGGCCUGGAGCGCUUCUGCAGCGCGGGCAAGGGCCGGGGGCUCCGUGCGCUGCGGCCCUUCCACGUGGGCGACCUCCUCUUCUCCUGCCCGGCCUACGCCUGCGUGCUCACCGUGGGCGAGCGGGGCCACCACUGCGAGUGCUGCUUCGCCAGGAAAGAAGGAUUGUCGAAAUGUGGACGGUGCAAGCAGGCCUUCUACUGCGGUGUGGAAUGUCAGAAAGAAGACUGGCCCCUGCACAAGCUGGAGUGCUCCUCCAUGGUUGUUUUCGGGGAGAACUGGAAUCCCUCGGAGACUGUGCGGCUCACAGCAAGGAUCCUGGCCAAGCAGAAAAUGCACCCAGAGAGGACACCUUCAGAGAAACUGUUGGCCGUGAGGGAGUUUGAGUCACAUCUGGACAAGCUAGACAACGAGAAGAAGGAUCUCAUCCAGAGCGACAUCGCGGCGCUCCAUCAGUUCUACUCCAAGCACCUGGAGUUCCCUGACCACAGCAGCCUUGUGGUGCUCUUUGCCCAGGUGAACUGUAAUGGCUUCACUAUUGAAGAUGAGGAGCUCUCUCACUUGGGAUCGGCAAUAUUUCCUGACGUUGCGCUGAUGAAUCACAGCUGCUGCCCGAAUGUCAUUGUGACCUACAAAGGCACCCUGGCAGAAGUCAGAGCUGUGCAGGAGAUCCACCCAGGAGAUGAGGUGUUCACCAGCUAUAUCGACCUGCUGUAUCCAACAGAAGACAGGAACGACCGGUUAAGAGACUCCUACUUCUUUACCUGUGAGUGCCGGGAGUGUACGACCAAGGACAAGGACAAGGCCAAGGUGGAAAUCCGGAAGCUCAGCAGCCCACCACAGGCAGAAGCCGUCCGAGACAUGGUCAGAUACGCGCGCAAUGUCAUCGAGGAGUUCCGGAGGGCCAAGCACUACAAAUCCCCUAGUGAGCUGUUGGAAAUCUGUGAGCUCAGCCAGGAGAAGAUGAGCUCUGUGUUUGAGGACAGCAAUGUGUACAUGCUACACAUGAUGUACCAGGCCAUGGGUGUCUGCCUGUACAUGCAGGACUGGGAAGGAGCCCUGAAAUACGGCCAGAAGAUCAUCAAACCCUACAGUAAGCACUAUCCCGUGUACUCCCUCAACGUGGCCUCCAUGUGGCUGAAGCUGGGAAGACUGUACAUGGGUCUGGAGAACAAAGCUGCCGGAGAGAAGGCCCUGAAGAAGGCCAUCGCCAUCAUGGAAGUAGCUCACGGCAAGGACCACCCGUACAUCUCCGAGAUCAAGCAGGAAAUUGAGAGCCACUGACCAUGCGUCCCAGCUUUCCGUCAGAAACCUCACAGGACUUGAAUAUUUCCAACCUCACAGUCACCCCAGCCUUCUGCAAAGCCUCGCCGUGCUGUGUUCCAGUUCACAUUCAGCUCUGACCUUAAAGUCAUUUCCAGUGCUUGCCUGUGCUCUAAGGGCUGUGGCAUGAUUUCACAUAAUAUAUAUUUUGGGCAGAUUGAGCUUUAAAAAAUGCAACAAUUUUCCCUCUGUGCCUGUCGGAAUGCUCUGCAGAGCUGACCGAGGAGAGAAUAAAAGCGCCAGUCCUUAAA